UGUCGUAACGUAAUCGACAGUUGUCUGCACUUGGUUAAAUAGCUUGGUUAAAUAAAUGAUUUAAAUAAAUGAUUGUUACGUUGAUUAAUGUUAACAAUGUGGGUCUUAUUGUGUGUCAAAUCACGACCGCAAUCCUUCAAGAGUUACAAAUAUUUGCCGAUGUUGCGCUUCAAAUGCUUUUGGGCGUUUUAUUGUGAAAGUCCGGCGACUGGCCCCGCCCCCCGGUUUCCCUUUUUCUUAUUUCGUUUUGAAAGUGGAGAAAAGGAGAAUGAGUAAAUCAGUAUAUCGCAAAUGUGUUUUAUUGACUUACGGAAACGAAACACAGCAUAAAAAGUCGUUAUUCACACAUGAAUAAUGAAUUGCACUUCAUGCACGGACCCUGUGGUCCACACAAACCGAGCCUUAACGAGGUGGUGCGCGCUCCCGCGUACGGCAAUCGAUUUCUGGCAGUCACCUGUCUGAGAAUGUAAUACUUUCACUUAGUCACCGCCAGAGGAGAGUUCAAGAAACACGGUGUGAGAUGUGUGGCAUCUGGGCUUUGUUUGGCAGUGAUGAGUGCCUGUCCGUGCAGUGCACCAGUGCCAUGAAGAUAGCUCACAGGGGCCCUGAUGCCUUCCGCUUUGAGAAUGUCAACGGUUUCACCAACUGCUGCUUUGGCUUCCACCGACUGGCCAUUGUGGACCAGCUGUACGGCAUGCAACCCUUGCGCAUCCAGAAGUUCCCUUUUUUGUGGCUGUCCUACAACGGAGAAAUUUACAACCACCACACGCUCAGGAAGCAGUUUGAGUUUGAUUACCAGACUAAAGUGGAUGGUGAGAUUCUACUCCAUCUGUAUAAUCGCUUCGGCAUUCACAAGACUGCUUCUCUCCUGGAUGGGGUGUUUGCCUUCAUUCUUCUGGAUACUGCCAACAAGAAAAUCUUCUUGGGCAGGGAUACGUACGGUGUGCGUCCUCUGUUCAAACUCCUCACUGACGAUGGCUUCCUGGCUGUCUCUUCAGAGGCCAAAGGGCUUAUUAACAUCACUCAUAAGAUGACCAGUCCAGCCAAUAUUGAGCCCUUCCUCCCUGGACACUAUGAGACCUUUGCCUUGAAGCAGAAUGGCAAAGUUCAGUCCAUGGAGAUGCGACAGUUCCACUGCCUCACACAGGAACCUGCACAUGCCGUAUACGAUACCGUGGAACAAUUAUCUAAAAGUUUUGAUGAAGAAACUGUGAAAAACAACAUACGAGCCCUGUUUGAGAAUGCGUUAUGGAAACGUCUGAUGUCUCACAGAAGGAUCGGCUGUCUGCUGUCAGGUGGUCUGGACUCCAGUUUAGUAGCUGCCACGCUGGUGAAACUGGCCAAAGAGGAGAAGCUACAGUACCCAAUCCAGACAUUUGCUAUUGGGUCAGAGGACAGUCCAGACAUCAUAGCUGCUCGUAAGGUUGCUGCUCACAUUGGCACAGAGCACCACGAGGUGAACUUUAAUGCAGAAGAAGGCAUCAAGGCUCUAGACCAGGUGGUUUUUUACCUGGAGACUUACGACAUCACGACCAUACGAGCUUCUGUUGGCAUGUACCUAGUGUCAAAGUACAUCAGGGAGAAGACUGACAGUGUGGUGAUUUUCUCUGGAGAAGGAUCCGAUGAACUGGCUCAGGGAUACAUUUACUUCCACAAGGCUCCAUCUCCAGCAGCAGCAGCAGAGGAAAGCAUUCGUCUGAUGAAGGAGCUUUAUAUGUUUGACAUCCUUCGCGCUGACCGCACCACUGCUGCACAUGGUCUGGAGCUCAGGGCCCCUUUCCUAGACCACAGACUGACUGCUUAUUACCUCUCCCUGCCUGAGGAGAUGAGGGUUCCAAAGAAUGGAGUGGAAAAGUACCUUCUGAGGGACACCUUCAGUGGCCUCAACUUGAUCCCUGAUGAGACUCUGUGGAGGCAUAAAGAAGCCUUCAGUGAUGGUGUGAGGUCUGUGAAGAAGUCCUGGUACACCUGCCUGCAGGAUCAUGCGGAAACGAUGGUGAAUGAUGAUCAGAUGAAGGAGGCUCACAAGACAUUCAGUCACAACCCCCCCCACUCCAAGGAGGCCUACUACUUCAGAGAACUGUUUGAGAAGCACUACCCAGGCAGAGCCCAGUGGCUGUCCCAUUACUGGAUGCCACGCUUUAUUGACACCGAGGACCCUUCAGCCCGCACCCUGUCUAUCUAUAAACCCAACAAAGACCAGUGACCUGCUGGUGCCAACACUCUUACUGUUACCUUUUUGUAACAGUAAGUGUUCUGUUCAUAUAUUGUGUCUUACUCUUUAAAUGUGUAAGACACAAUAUAAUGUGUGAAAAACUGUGAACUCUACAACUGAUUAAUUAAAUGAAGCUUCUUUGUGCAUUGGCUCAAUCCACCAGCAGAGUGCAGCCUUACCUCACACUGAGCACCAGAAGGACCGCUCACAUGUGAUGGAUGUAUUCAACUGACCGCUUUCAAGGUGGACUUCAACCAGUAAAGAAAACCAAUUUAAUAUUUGUCUAACUACUAAAGAUAGCAGUUUGUAUGCGGGUGGAGAGCAUUUUUGAAGGGCUCAUCCACUGUUGUAUACAUAGAACAACCUGAAGCCGCAGACCUUUAGCCUUUAUGUCAGAGGGACAUGCUGUUUGUCUGCUGGCACAAACACAGCACGCCUACAUCAUUACAACAUGGAAACAUAAUCCUUUUAUUGUACUAACAGUGAUCCAGAUUGUACUAUACAGCUCCACAGAAAUGGAACCCUUCAUGACUCCAUGAAUGAGAGCUGCCAGUAGAGAAGUGAGUGCUCAGCGGCGCCGGUCGUAGCUCCGCAUUGUGCUCCACUCGUAGGACUCUGCAGAAAGACACUGAGUUAGCAUCAUUCUUUUUUACUGCGUCAAUUAUGUUGAGAUUGAGUAGAACGUACCUGGCUCCUCUUGGCUUCUCUUUCCCAUUAGUCCAACAAAUGAGUUGAUUUUAUGCCCUUGACAAACAGAGAUGGUAUUAAAACAUGUCCCUGUAGGGACAGCUAAGACAGCACCUGGAUCAGAACCUCAUGGCUGACAUUCUAACCUCACCAAACACUGGAUGCCUGCUGCCAUGGUGGAGACUCAACCUUUAACCCCCAUGGAUGGGCUUGCCCUUGGUACCUUGCCUGGAAUAUUCUGUGACACCAAACACGCUAUGCAAGAGGUUCUGCCAGGUUGCCUGUGAUAUUCAUUUGUUGGACAGUUGUGUCACAGAAUGAAGGUACUUUAAUAAUUAGAUAUUCUAAAGAAUUUUAACUAAUGAGAUGACAUUUUAUCUACAUGAAUAUAACAGAUUAAUGAGAUACAUUGGAAGAUGUGUGUGUAUUUAAAGGAUGAGGCAAAAACCUUGUAAUAACUGAAGGAAGGGUGAUGUGUGGCUACCUCCAUCCAUCACAACCAUAAACAAUCCAAUUUAACUGUCAGACGUCCUUGGGGUAUUGAUCCCCGUGCUCUGCCUUUGCCUGAUGAUGAGUGACUGCAUAAGAGGAAUAAAUUAGGCAUUUUCUUACAUAUGCUGCACUGCUGAGUGGGUGACUAAUUUAGACCAAAUACCCCAUCAGAGAAAGGGAAAAUCCCUUCCUCCUCAUUCCUUUUACCUCCUUAUCUUGCUCUUGUCCACACAGACAUAUACUCUGUACCACCUUCCCCUGACAAAUGAAUGUGGUCCAGUGUUCAAAAGAGACACUCAAAUAAUCUGUCCUAUCAAAUAAUUGCUUGCUGCCUUCAGUGUAUUACCACUGGCACCUCCAUUUGUUUGUUCCUCAUCAUAUUUCCAUUAGUGAAUCCAAGCGGGUAACCAACCCACGUUAGCUUUGUGUCUGUAGAGGGGCCAAAGCCAAACAGCUGCUAACUUGGUCUUCAUCAAAGUUUAUUCCUGCCUUUAAUCAUAAAUUCAUUUGAUUUAA
This is a messenger RNA of Betta splendens (Siamese fighting fish), 3910 nucleotides long. It is a transcript of the gene asns, whose product is annotated as asparagine synthetase. NCBI's taxonomy places the organism in Eukaryota, Metazoa, Chordata, Actinopteri, Anabantiformes, Osphronemidae. The transcript is spliced from 12 exons. The record is from RefSeq and is a predicted model, not a curated record. Bases 521 to 2206 code for a protein of 561 amino acids. Gene Ontology annotation, molecular function: asparagine synthase (glutamine-hydrolyzing) activity. Gene Ontology annotation, cellular component: cytosol.